AUGUUCCAGAAUAUUAGCAUAAGGAUUUGGAAGGAGAUCAGAGGUGCACUUUUUAUUCACUUCUGGCAUGGCACACUCAAGACUGCUGGUCCACUGGACAAUCUGGACCUCUGGGACUGGAACUACCUUGGAAAUCUUGAGGUUUUCAAGGUGCACGGACUGGACAUCAAACACAAUGGGUGA
Molecule: messenger RNA, 183 nt
Organism: Coniophora puteana RWD-64-598 SS2
Lineage: Eukaryota; Fungi; Basidiomycota; Agaricomycetes; Boletales; Coniophoraceae
Exons: 2
Coding region: 1-183 (60 amino acids)
Source: RefSeq, a predicted model, not a curated record